Gossypium raimondii (Peruvian cotton) is the source of this 1763-nucleotide messenger RNA. RefSeq names its product UDP-galactose/UDP-glucose transporter 5B. Lineage: Eukaryota; Viridiplantae; Streptophyta; Magnoliopsida; Malvales; Malvaceae. The transcript has 11 exons. The record is from RefSeq and is a predicted model, not a curated record. The coding region runs from base 361 to 1317 and encodes 318 amino acids. Gene Ontology annotation, molecular function: 3'-phosphoadenosine 5'-phosphosulfate transmembrane transporter activity. Gene Ontology annotation, cellular component: Golgi membrane; endoplasmic reticulum membrane. Gene Ontology annotation, biological process: transmembrane transport.
UUUCUCCGUAGAUUCCUCUAGAAAGCCGAAUAUCUUUCUCUUACACGGAUGACUGUGAAAGAGAGUGAGAAACCAAGAGAGACGGCAGCCGAAACUCUCCGCGGCUUAAAACGACACUAACUACGAUCUGCCCAAAGCUUUAAACGACAACUCUUAUGUUCUCUCGGUCCCAAGUUUUCGAUUCAUCCUCUGCUUUUAAAACCCACACCUUCCCUUCCUUUCUCCACUUGUCCCAGGGAAAAGUUCUUGCUUCGAUCGCCUCCGUACAUUUCCAGGCGUUUAUCUCUUCGCCUUCUGAAGUUCUUUAUUUUUCUUUGGAAUAAACUUUUUAUAAAUUAAAUUGUUUUGGCUUACUGCUGAAUGGCUGGAGCUUUGCCGACGACGAAAGGGGUGAAGGACCACAAAAUAUGGAAAGGAAUUUUUGCUGUCAGUGGAAUCAUGGUUACUCUUGUUAUCUAUGGAGUUUUACAGGAAAAGAUAAUGAGAGUACCGUAUGGCCUGAACAAGGAAUAUUUUAAGUACUCAUUGUUUCUCGUUUUCUGCAACCGCAUAACAACAUCUACUGUCUCCGCCGUUUUUUUACUGGCAAGUAAGAAAGCCUUGGUUCCUGUUGCUCCAAUCUAUAAGUACUGCCUCAUAUCAGCAUCAAACAUCCUUACCACAACAUGUCAGUAUGAGGCCCUAAAGUAUGUCAGUUUUCCGAUUCAGACCCUUGCUAAGUGUGCGAAAAUGAUACCUGUAAUGAUUUGGGGCACUUUCAUUAUGCAGAAGACAUAUAAGGGAUUUGACUAUUUGGUAGCGUUUCUGGUGACCCUAGGUUGUUCAAUAUUUAUACUAUUUCCGGCAGGAACUGACGUUAGUCCUUACAGCAAAGGAAGAGAAAGUACAGUUUGGGGCAUUUCUCUGAUGGUUGGUUAUCUUGGGUUUGAUGGUUUUACAAGCACAUUCCAAGAUAAAUUAUUUAAAGGAUACGAUAUGGAAAUACACAAUCAAAUAUUCUACACGACAUCAUGUUCUUGUAUUCUCAGCUUGACAGGCCUUCUAUUACAGGGACAUUUACUUUCAGCAAUAGAUUUUGUUUAUCGUCACAGUGAUUGUUUUCUUGAUAUUGUAUUACUUUCUACUGUAGCCACAGUCAGUCAAUUCUUCAUUUCUUACACGAUACGUACAUUUGGUGCCCUUACAUUUGCUGCCGUAAUGACCACAAGACAGCUGGUGAGCAUCAUGCUGUCAUGUGUGUGGUUCGGCCAUCCCCUUAGUUGGGAACAGUGGAUUGGGGCGGACGGAGCUCCUAGUCCCGUGAAGGGGAUCCCUUAAUAUCUUCCGGUCAAAUUUCACACCAGUUGCUGCAUCUAAUUCUAUAUAGGUAAGAAUUUGCCUACGUUAAAGCUGCAUUCUGAAGCUUCCCUCCAAGACUGGGGUCUGAACAUAUUAUGAAAUCCAAGCUGCAGAUACAUUAUUCUGCAGGGAUACGAGAUUAUGAAAAAAACUACACACUUCAAGUGAAGCACAAGAAUGGUGUUUGUUUAGCAAAAGGAAUUAGAUGUAUAUGCAACUACUCAGGCAUAUGAUUGUAGGCCUUUUAUUAACAUAUGAAAGAGGAAAAGAGGGAGUUGAACACAAAAAAAGAGAAAGAGGAAAAGAGGCAAACAAAGCUUAAGUCAGUUGAAAAGUUAGAGUAUGUGAUAAACAAUUUUUUUGGCUCUUACAAUUCCACAUAAUUCAAGGAAGAAAUUUCAGUAAAUUAAAAUUUGAAGUUUAAA